AUGUCGCCAACUCAAAACAUCCCCGCUGCUUUUGAUGACGAAGCCAUGCCUAUAUCGAAUGGGAAUGCGGCUCUUCUCGAUACUUCUGCGCUGCCUCAGCAAUCCAAGCAGCCAUCAGCCCAGGAGCAUGAGCAAGACGACAAAUUUUCACUUUAUUCUGACGAGGAAGAAGACAUGGAAGACUAUAAAAGAGGAGGUUACCAUUACAUCUCAGUUGGAGAUGUGUUUCAUGAAGGGCGUUAUGUGACUCUCCGUAAGCUCGGAUGGGGCCAUUUUUCCACUGUCUGGCUAGCAAGGGACACAGUUGAAAACCGCCAUGUUGCACUUAAGGUUGUCAAGUCAGCAUCUCACUACACAGAGACGGCAAUUGAUGAGAUCAAGCUUCUCGAGCGUGUCGUUCAGGCGAAUCCUGACUCUCCAGGCAGAAAAUAUGUUGUGGAGUUAUUGGAUCAUUUUAUGCAUCGUGGACCUAAUGGUCUACAUGUUUGCAUGGUGUUUGAGGUAUUGGGCGAAAAUUUGUUGAGUGUGAUUAAGCGCUAUCGCCAUCGAGGCAUCCCAAUCCAUCUUGUCCGACAAAUUAUUCACCAGGUGCUGAUGGGUCUCGAUUAUAUGCACAGAGAAUGUGGCAUUAUUCACACUGAUUUGAAGCCAGAGAAUGUCCUUGUUUGCGUCGAAGAUGUGGAGCAAGUAGUUAAAGGGCUCAUUGGAGAUAUGGACUAUUCGGAUCCUACAGCAAUUGGCAAGGCAAGCCGCUCGGGCAAAGCUAAGAUAGUGGAAAGCAAACCAUUGAUGCAUAGCGUUCGAAGUCCUCAAGGAAACAGUACUGGCUCCCGUACGACUGCUCCAGGAACAGCCCUGUCCACACCUUACAACACUUUGACAAAAAACCAAAAAAAGAAAUUACGUCAAAAGCUGAACAAACAAGGUGGUCAACUAACGAGUGCUGAAGAGACUGAGGAGACUGAGGAGACUGAGGAAAACGGCACAGACAAGCCUAUGGCAACAACGAAUCUAGAAAGAACCAUGAGUGAUAUCAAGUUGGACACAAAAGCGGAUAUAGAUAGCUAUUCAAAAGAUUGUAGUUCCACGGAGGUAGUGACACCUAGGACUAUCAAUGUCAAGAUUGCGGAUUUGGGUAACGCAUGCUGGGAAGAUCAUCAUUUUACAAAUGACAUUCAGACACGGCAAUAUCGGUCACCAGAGGUCAUUCUUGGCGCCAAAUGGGGCCCAAGUACGGAUGUUUGGAGCGUGGCAUGCAUGGCAUUUGAGCUAAUCACGAGCGAUUAUCUUUUUGAUCCUCAAAGUGGUAGCUCAUAUAAUAAGGAUGAUGAUCAUAUGGCUCAAAUUAUCGAGCUAAUGGGUAACUUUCCCAAGAAACUGGCUUUAAGCGGAAAAUAUUCGCAAGAACUCUUCAAUCGUAAGGGAGAGCUUCGUCACAUUCAUAAGCUGCGCAUGUGGCCGUUACAGGAUGUACUGCAUGAAAAGUACCUUAUGCCCAGACCCGAGGCCGAUUUUUUGGCAGAUUUCCUUUGCAAGAUGCUGUCCUUGGAUCCUAUGCAGCGUGCAUCAGCUCAGGAGAUGACACAGCAUCCAUGGCUGUUUGUGAAGGACGAUAUCAUGGGCGACGAAGUCGCAAAUGAUACCACCAACUCGACGGAGGACCAGGGUAAGCAAUAUCUUGAACGGUCGGCUAAACUGGAGGCAGCGAUGGACGCAGACGAGGCGAUUGAGCAGAGUGUAUUUGGUGAUGGCGAUGGCAUGGAUGAGGCUGAGAAUUGA
This is a messenger RNA of Lobosporangium transversale, 1779 nucleotides long. RefSeq names its product kinase-like domain-containing protein. Gene Ontology annotation, molecular function: ATP binding; protein kinase activity. The record is from RefSeq and is a predicted model, not a curated record. The transcript has 5 exons. NCBI's taxonomy places the organism in Eukaryota, Fungi, Mortierellomycota, Mortierellomycetes, Mortierellales, Mortierellaceae. Gene Ontology annotation, biological process: regulation of mRNA processing; spliceosomal complex assembly; protein phosphorylation. The coding region runs from base 1 to 1779 and encodes 592 amino acids.